AUGGCUUCUUCAAUUCCAAAUUACACGGAGGUAAUGGUCCUCAUAUGGGUGCUCUGGGCCGUUUCGGUUGGCAUGACGGCUUUCCGAGUCAUUUUCCAAUGGCGUCUACAGCGACGACUGCAUGGAGAUGACUAUUUCGUCCUGGGAGGCCUGGUGACAUUAACAGCGUUGACCGCAGUUAUCACAAGAAUUUUGCCGCAAUGGUUCCUCGUGGCCGAGUACAGCAAGGCCGCCGCGGCUGAUCCGUUGACGCCUCUACCGCUACCAGUCGAUGAAAUGACAGCGCGAACUGUCAUGUCACUGAAACUCAUGUUCAGUCAGAUGCUAUUGUUCUGGACGACGUUGUGGGCUGCAAAAUUCUCCAUCCUCUGGUUCAUUCGAAGGCUCAUCUAUGGUCUGCCCAAGUACAUUCGAUGGUGGUGGAUAUGCUUUGCCGCUGUCAUGAUUCUGUAUCUGGCUUGCAUGCUGUCCAACUUCUUAACGUGCUCUCCAUUAAAGCGAUACUGGAGCCCAGCCGGAUGUAGUAGACCGGAAGACUUGCGACGUUCCGAUGCCUCCAUCAAGUUUGCGACGAGUGCCGAUAUAGUAGCAGAUGUAUUGACCAUGAUCCUCCCCCUUCAUCUAAUACGAAACCUCACCAUCUCGCGGGUCCACAAGUUCGGACUCAUUGUCCUCUUCUCACUCGGUGCCAUCAUUGUCGCUAUUGCGCUUGUACGUCUUGUUCAAGUUACAAAAGCUACGAGCGAUUCGACUACAGAUCCCACAGCCAUGUCCAACGGACCAGUGCUACUAAGCAUGUGGUCGCAUAUCGAGUCCACCGUCUCUAUUAUUGUAGCCACGCUGCCGGCUUUCCGCUUCCUCAACAAAAGACGAGCCAAUGCGACGAGAACCCCAAAUAAGUACUCGGUGCCUACGAUUGGAGGUACAGGUGGAUCACGAUCACGACCUUGGCAACACGGUGCCGACAGUGAAGAGACGGUUAGAAGGAGUGAUAGCCAGACUGAGCUACGGCCAGUACGUGGCGGGACUCCAUCUGUGAGGAAGACAAGUUCAGAGUGA
Messenger RNA from Pochonia chlamydosporia 170, 1059 nucleotides. RefSeq lists its product as hypothetical. The record is from RefSeq and is a predicted model, not a curated record. The coding region runs from base 1 to 1059 and encodes 352 amino acids. NCBI's taxonomy places the organism in Eukaryota, Fungi, Ascomycota, Sordariomycetes, Hypocreales, Clavicipitaceae. The transcript has 5 exons.